Molecule: messenger RNA, 2988 nt
Organism: Podarcis muralis (Common wall lizard)
Lineage: Eukaryota; Metazoa; Chordata; Lepidosauria; Squamata; Lacertidae
Gene: GSS
Product: glutathione synthetase
Biological process (GO): glutathione biosynthetic process
Cellular component (GO): cytosol
Molecular function (GO): ATP binding; glutathione binding; glutathione synthase activity
Source: RefSeq, a predicted model, not a curated record
UGCUACCUCCAACGGUUGCAUAGGCAGUUUGAAUGUGAGGAGGCGGGUGUGGUCGGGGCGAGGGAGCGGUGAGCUUCUUGAGGGAGCGAUGGGGGUCCUCGGGAGCGCCGAGGAUAAAGUGGUGCCGACCCACCCGCUGUCUCCCCGAACGACGAGAAGUUGUGGUUGUUGUUGGGGUGGGGAUUAAAGGCAGAAUAGUUUUAUUCCCGUUUAAUUAACUAUGGAGGGGGAAAUGUUUGGGGGCUAAUCCUUACUUGAGGGACUAGGAGUGGCGGAAGUGGCCUGGGGCUAACGAUGUACAAUGCCCAGGAGGCAAAGAUUUAUUCUCUGCUGCCUCAGCCUUCACAAUGACUACCCCUUGGAAAGACAUUUUGUGUAAUGUCCAACUCAUUCAGCAUGUGGCACCAAUUGCAGUGGAUUCAGCACUACUUGAAGGUGUUCUCAUGAGGACCAAAGAUGACCCCAAUGCAUCUGAUGUGGUGAAUUAUGCUCCCUUUACACUGCUCCCAUCUGCAGUACCAAGCAGUCUACUUGAGCAAGCCUAUUCAGUUCAACAAGACUUUAACCUGCUGGUAGAUGAAGUUAGCCGGAACACAGAAUUUCUGGAACGCACUCUUGCAAGUACUGUCAAAGUAGAUGACUUUACAGCUCAGCUUUUCAAAAUCUACAAGCAAGUUUUGAAAGAAGGAAUAACUCAGUCUGUGUUUUUAGGAAUUAAUCGCUCUGAUUACAUGUUUGACUAUGGUGCAGAAGGCACUCCAGCUCUAAAGCAAAUAGAAAUAAACACUAUUGCUGCCAGCUUUGGAGGCCUCACAUCUAGAACCACUGCGGUGCAUCGGCAUGUGUUGAACGUUCUAGGGAAAUCUAAGGAAGCCUCAAAAUUACUGACCAAUAAUCCAGCCAAAGGGAUUGCCACGGGCAUUGCAAAAGCUUGGGAACUCUACGGCUCAGACAGAGCAGUGGUAAUGUUCCUAGUUGAAGAGGCUCAGAGGAAUAUUUUUGACCAACGCUGUGUAGAAAAUGAACUUUGGAUGAGGAAUAUCCGGGUGAUCCGAAGAAGAUUUAAAGAUGUGUUUGAAAAAGCGUCUUUGGACAAUGACAAGAGAUUGCAUAUAGAUGGGGAGGAAGUUGCAGUGGUGUACUAUAGAGAAGGUUACGUGCCAAAGAAUUAUAACAAACAGAACUGGGAGGCACGGUUGCUGUUGGAAAGAUCUAGAGCAGUUAAGUGCCCUGAUAUUGCCACACAGCUUGCUGGGACCAAAAAAGUUCAGCAGGAGCUGAGCCGACCAGGAACACUGGAAAAAAUACUGCCAAAUAAACCAGAAGCAGUGGCUCGAUUAAGAGCAACAUUCACUGGCCUUUAUUCUAUGGAGAUGGAUGAAGAAGGUGAUAAGAUAAUUGCCAUGGCUAUUGCUGACCCAGACCGCUUUGUGUUAAAGCCACAACGUGAGGGAGGAGGGAACAACCUCUAUGGUGAAGAGCUCAAGCAGGUUCUAGAGAAAAUUAAAGACAGUCCAGAAAGGACCUCCUACAUUCUCAUGGACAAGAUAAAGCCUCUCCCUGCACUGAAUUAUUUACUGAGGGCUCACAGUCCACUGAAAGUAUCAGAAUGUGUGUCUGAAUUGGGAAUUUUUGGCGUCUACGUCAGACUGGGUCAGGAUCUUGUGGUGAACAAGCAUGUUGGCCAUCUCUUGCGAACAAAGGCUGUUGAACAUGCAGAUGGCGGAGUAGCAGCUGGAGUGGCUGUUCUGGAUACUCCCUAUGUGAUAUGAAAACAGAAUACCUCAUCACUGACAUAAUCCUCACUGUGCUUAAAGUAAGAGACAUUCUCUUUUAGGGCAUGAUUGCCAACGGGCGGACUUGACAAUCAGAUUGAUACUGGAAGCCCUCCUCUCACCAGUGACCCCAAGAUACAAAGGAGGCAGAGUUGCACUGCUUCUUCCUGGUCUCAAGAAAAUACUGGAUUCCAGUUGACUUUCUUUGACAAUUUCCUGUUUGAAGCACCCUUAGCAUGCUUCUCACAGACUUCAUGCCCUUUUACUGUACUGUGACCAUGGACAAUCUGUUGAUGUUUUAAUCAGGCAUUUCCCGAGACAGGAAAAAAGGGACACAGUAGGAAAGGAAAAGAAAACCCCCAGACAAGAGUUGAUUUUAUUUCAAUGCUCCUGGACCCCUCCUGUAACAUUUUGAAAAAGCAGAAUGUGUAUGCUAAAGAAAGAGGGUUAAGAAAAUGGAGGUGAGCUCUUGGGAAACAGAUUUCAGAGACAAACAACGGUAAUAAGAAUGUCCUGUGAUAUCAUAAGUUGUAAGGAUCUCAGAUUUUAUUUCAGCUGAAAUAACUGGUUGAUCAAUCUGGUCUCUCCUAUGCUACUUUGGUGAGUAAUAUCCAGUAGUCACAUAAUAUAGUAUGCUCAGAAUCUGAACAUAUUUAUUUUUGAAGAAUACACUUGUGUUCAACAUGCUAUCUGCUGAUUUUUUUGAAAGAAGCAGAACUUAAUCAUGUUAAAGUUUUCAAACAUUUUGAAACUAUGGAAGAUGUCUGCUCACCAAAACAAAACCCUGAGCAUUAACAAUUGGAAUAUACUCACCUACAAAACCAAGCUAUGUGCCAUUUUAAGAUAGGGAAAUUUAAUGAAGUCAGAUAAGUUACUUUGAAACAGCAUAUCAAUAUUGUUUUUAAAAGAUGGGGUUUAUAGAGCUGGGAUGGCUUUGGUUUUCUUUCUAAACAGCAGCAUCUGAGUUUAUACAUGGAUCUUUCUGGAUCAAGGCCUUUGAACCUAUUUUUUUAAACUACAAACUUCUUAUGCCUAGAAAAUAUGUCUUUAGAGGAGAGGCUUAUAAAAUUAACAUGUCUUGAGAGCGCAGUAUUAAGGACCAACAGGAAAAAAAGGUAACAAUUUAGACAUAUUUUCUCAGCAAUUGUCUAAAUGAGUUUUCUAAAUAAAAGCACCUUGCUAUCUAAUGGAAAACCAUCAGUGAUAAAAUUAA